AUGCCUUUGUUAAUUCAGAAGGAAGGAUUUAACCGCAUAAACUCGACAGUGGAGCUGUUUGAGAAAUACCCGCAUUUACAGGACAAUGCAAGACAGUUUCGUUCUAGGCCACUUGUGGAAGUGGACCCAAAGCGUUUUUUGUAUGUUCAGCAAAGAGAAUAUGCUGCAACAACACCAGCAGACAAAUGUGUCUCCAUCAUUGGGUCAGAUGAUGCAACCACCUGCCAUUUAGUUGUUCUCCGACACACAGGAAAUGGAGCAGCUUGUGUUGGUCAUUUGGAUGGUUCCAGUACUUGGUCAGAAGUUCAGCUUAUUAUAAAAUCUGUACUAUCACUCAGUCACCACUGCAAAGACGGCAGACUGGAGCUUCAUCUGGUGGGGGGAUUCAAUGACGACUCCAAGACAUCUGAUAAUUUAAGCCUUAACAUUUUAGCCGCCUUUCAUAAACAAAAAGAACAUGUUCAUCUUGAGACUUGUUGCAUAACAGAAAUGAAUGACACUGUUGUUAAUGGGACUCAUAGACCUCUAGUGUAUGGAAUAGGCGUAAAUGUGAAAACAGGUGAAGUUUUUCCCUCUUUGUUCACCUGUAAAGGACCGGCAGAACAGCUGCGCUCAGCUCGAACCUUCACUGGAGGAGAGAUGGCAGAGAUAUAUGAUUCUGUCCGUGGGUUGGUCAAAAUUGGCCCUUGCAAGUGGUCUCCAAAUUCAGAAAUUGCUUUCUGGUUGGAUCAAAGUGAUGCCACAAUUCUAAAGUACUUGUCAACCUCUCCCAAUGCUGAGCCACCUCACUUUGUUCAGCACAUGAAGUCUACCAUCCAAUUUAUUUUAGAGCAUCCCAGUGCAGAUGGCCUCUUUCCAUCAGGACAGCCGCAGCUCUACCACAGAACAGAACAAGGAGACUGGGAAAGGACUGUCCAGUCAUAG
This is a messenger RNA of Knipowitschia caucasica, 924 nucleotides long. Lineage: Eukaryota; Metazoa; Chordata; Actinopteri; Gobiiformes; Gobiidae. The record is from the annotation of a GenBank genome assembly.